CGCACCCGGGCGGGGCCGGAAGUGGCGCGAGAGGCGGAAGUUCCCCCGCCCCGGCGCUCCCGCUCGCUCGGUCCGUGGGGCUGCGCCGCGCCGUUCAUGGAAGAGAUGUCGGGAGAAAGCGUGGUGAGCUCAGCAGUGCCAGCGGCGGCCACUCGCACCACCUCCUUCAAAGGCACCAGCCCCAGCUCCAAGUAUGUGAAGCUCAACAUUGGCGGUGCCCUCUACUACACCACCAUGCAGACCCUGACCAAGCAGGACACCAUGCUCAAGGCCAUGUUCAGUGGCCGGAUGGAAGUCCUCACCGACAGCGAAGGCUGGAUCCUCAUCGACCGCUGUGGCAAACACUUUGGGACCAUCCUGAACUACCUGCGGGACGGGGCUGUGCCACUGCCGGAGAGCCGCAGGGAGAUCGAGGAGCUCUUGGCUGAGGCAAAGUACUACCUGGUGCAGGGGCUGGUGGACGAGUGCCAAGCAGCCCUGCAGCAGAACAAAGAUGCAUAUGAACCGUUCUGCAAGGUACCAGUCAUCACGUCCUCCAAAGAAGAGCAAAAACUCAUAGCCACUUCCAACAAGCCAGCAGUGAAGCUGCUCUAUAACAGAAGCAACAACAAAUAUUCCUACACCAGCAACUCGGAUGACAACAUGCUGAAGAACAUCGAGCUCUUUGACAAGCUGUCCUUGCGGUUUAAUGGGAGGGUGCUCUUCAUAAAGGAUGUGAUUGGAGAUGAGAUCUGCUGCUGGUCUUUCUACGGGCAGGGGCGGAAGAUCGCCGAAGUCUGCUGCACUUCCAUCGUCUAUGCUACUGAGAAGAAACAGACAAAGGUGGAGUUCCCGGAAGCCCGCAUCUACGAGGAGACGCUGAACAUCCUGCUCUACGAGUCGCAGGACGGGAGGGGACCCGACAACGCGCUGCUGGAGGCCACGGGGGGGGCUGCGGGGCGCUCCCAUCACCUGGAGGAGGACGAGGAGCGGGAGCGCAUCGAGCGCGUGCGGAGGAUUCACAUCAAGCGCCCGGACGACAGGGCCCAUCUGCACCAGUGACUGCUGCGGCGCUGCCCGGGAGCGCUGCCCCUCCUCUGCUCCAGCUCCCGCAGCACGGGAGCAGCGCUUCCCCUCGCGCUCAACGCGGGCUGUACAUUACGUUUUGUAACAAACUAGGUUAUGUUGGGGGUAUUUAAAUGCAGUAGUUGUAGGGCAAGGAUCGAGGAGGUGACUGGGCAGCCCAUAGAUACGGUAAGGACCUGUUGAGCAGCUGGAGAAAUGCCCUGAACUUACAGCACUCUUGUCUUUGCUAUAGAGAGGAAGGGGGCUGGCUUCAGUAGCUAUCCUGCACUUUAAACCAUAGAGUCAGCCACACAGCUCCCCUCUAGGCACUCCCUGACCCUCUCUCUCCUCCCAGGCAGAGAACUGGGGUGAUCUGAACACACCUGAGCUGCUGCAGAGCUCCCUUCUCCCUGUACCAAUAGGGUUGGUGGCUCAGUGACUCCCAGGAGGACACGGGACAUGUGCUGACUUGAUUCCUAUAGUGCUGGGGAGCUGCUCCUCCAAGGGUUCAGUGGAGCUUCUACAGCUCUGAGCUCUUUAUCCCUUCUCUUCUUUAUCUGAAUGGUUCAAGGGUGGAAGAUGUUCAGAUUCCUCCAGAAGGAGGCUCGGGAGCAAACUGCAUGGGAUUGCUUUUCCUUAGGGUGGUGUUGACACCAGUGAGUGCUCAGAACUUCUGCCUGACCCUGGCUC
Pezoporus occidentalis (night parrot) is the source of this 1734-nucleotide messenger RNA. It is a transcript of the gene KCTD10, whose product is annotated as potassium channel tetramerization domain containing 10. Gene Ontology annotation, biological process: protein ubiquitination; protein homooligomerization; proteasome-mediated ubiquitin-dependent protein catabolic process. The transcript has 7 exons. Gene Ontology annotation, molecular function: ubiquitin-protein transferase activity; protein binding. Bases 97 to 1041 code for a protein of 314 amino acids. Gene Ontology annotation, cellular component: Cul3-RING ubiquitin ligase complex. Lineage: Eukaryota; Metazoa; Chordata; Aves; Psittaciformes; Psittacidae. The record is from RefSeq and is a predicted model, not a curated record.